This is a messenger RNA of Zasmidium cellare ATCC 36951, 348 nucleotides long. RefSeq lists its product as uncharacterized. The record is from RefSeq and is a predicted model, not a curated record. Bases 1 to 348 code for a protein of 115 amino acids. The transcript is spliced from 2 exons. NCBI's taxonomy places the organism in Eukaryota, Fungi, Ascomycota, Dothideomycetes, Mycosphaerellales, Mycosphaerellaceae.
AUGCCUCGCAUCAACGACACAAACCAGGGAGACGAGACCUUCCCAACCUGGGAAACCAAAUCGCCCACCACUUCCACCCCGAAGAACUCCCUCUCUAGCGACAUGCGUCCAUCCGACAUGCCCUCCGAGAGCAUCGCCUUCGCAGAAGACUACAACACUCGAUCCCGGAAGAGGGAGAGCACGACAAGCAGCACCAAGAACAAGAGUCGAAGCCGGAGCCGGGUGUCUUCGGCGUAUGAUAUGCCGGUGGAGGAGAAGAAUGUUUGGGCGCAGGAUAAGGAGGCACAGCAUAAGACGUUUCUGAAGAAGGCGUUUGAGCAUAAGCUUGUGCCGGAGUUUUUGAAGUAG